UUUUAUUAAUUCGAGAUAAAUGAGAUCAAAUUGAAUAUUUGAGGGCGUCAUUGUACAAAUCUAUAUAGUUGGAGGGGUCUUUUUGCAAUUUUUCUCUUCUCGGUGGUUUGGCUCGGCGGGACCGGAGAUCUAUAUAAAGCGUUUACCGGUCAGACCUCUUGACUUUCGUAAUCGGCAUUUGCCCACCGAAAAACCCUAAUCGUUGCAUUUUCUCUCUCUCUCUCUCUCUCUCUCUCUGCUUCGUCUGAAAGAAGAUCUGCAGCUUUGAAACAAUGACUUUCAAGCGCAGGAACGGUGGACGUAACAAGCACGGACGUGGACACGUUAAGUUCAUCAGGUGCUCCAACUGUGGCAAAUGCUGCCCCAAGGACAAGGCUAUUAAGAGGUUUCUCGUGAGGAAUAUUGUGGAGCAGGCUGCUGUUAGGGAUGUUCAAGAAGCCUGUGUCUAUGACCAAUACACUCUUCCUAAGCUUUAUGCAAAGAUGCAGUACUGUGUUUCCUGUGCCAUUCACUCACAUGUUGUGAGAGUUCGAUCUCGUACUGAUAGAAGAAAUCGGCAACCACCACAGCGUUUCAUCAGACGCAGGGAUGAUCAGCCAAAGCCUGGCCAGCCAGGUCAAGCACCUCGUCCUGCUGGAGCUGGAAUUCCUGCUCGUGUAUAGAAGAAACCUUUAUAUGGCUUCUACGAGCAAUACAUAGGAAUGUCUACAGUCACUCUAUUAUAGUUUGGUCGUUUUCUUUGGGGAUGGAAGUGAAUUUUAGAAUGAAUAUGGAAACUUACGGGAGAAUUUUGCAGGUUAGGAGCGUGGGAGGUAAUUUAGUUAGUUAAUGGAUUUUUUACAGUUUCUUGUUUGGAUACUCCAUAUGUAUAGGGAAGGGGCAACGAGAAAGCAGCAUGAAAAUUAGAUUAAGAUUGUUAAUUCCAUACCCCUUUAUGACACUUAAUUUCCAUCCCAACAGCAGGUGUAUGUUUGUGUCUGUGACA
Molecule: messenger RNA, 985 nt
Organism: Cucurbita maxima (winter squash)
Lineage: Eukaryota; Viridiplantae; Streptophyta; Magnoliopsida; Cucurbitales; Cucurbitaceae
Product: 40S ribosomal protein S26-1-like
Exons: 5
Coding region: 273-662 (129 amino acids)
Biological process (GO): translation
Cellular component (GO): ribosome; cytosolic small ribosomal subunit
Molecular function (GO): mRNA binding; structural constituent of ribosome
Source: RefSeq, a predicted model, not a curated record